UAGUCAAACUCCUUGGAUCUUUACAAAAUUUAACAAAAGGAUAAAACAAAGAAACAACAGAUGAAAUUAACCAAUGUUUUUUCAUGACAAUCUGUUUGUUUUUUUUUUCCCAAACAUACUGGCGAGCUUAUCUCUCACAGUUGCAGAGGUUUAAGGCUGAUUCCUGGUGAUGCAUGGUUCUAAGUCAACUGAAUUUUGAAAUCCAAGAUUACUUUUAAAGAAUCAGUCACAUGUUUGACCUGAAAUUUUGGUAUGAUAUAUCACCCGUAACUGAAGCCUACAUGAGAUUGUUUUUUUUAGAGUCAGUGUUAUGGCUUAUGGUAAAUCAAGAUCUGUAAGAUUCCAAGAUGAUCUUGAAGCAACAAAGUAUGCAACAACUAAUGGAGAUAAUAAUGUGAUCAAAGUGAAGCAUAAGCUUGAUGGAAUACGACAAUCAGAGCCAGCCAGCAGAAAAUCCCUGAAAGCGAAAGUACUAUCACGAGUAUUUUCAGAAGACUAUGAAAGAGCAAACAGAAAGAUUCUGGAUCCUCGAGGACCUAUAAUUCAUAGAUGGAACAAGAUUUUCUUAGUUUCUUGUUUAAUUUCAUUGUUCGUCGACCCUCUAUUGUUUUACUUGCCGGUGGUUCAGGACGAUAUCUGCAUAGAUAUAGGAGUUAAUCUGGAAAUUGCUCUCACAUUUAUUAGAUCAAUAGCUGAUAUCUUUUACAUGAUUCAGAUUUUUGUUCGAUUUAGAACUGCGUAUGUUGCUCCAUCUUCUCGUGUAUUUGGCAGAGGAGAGCUUGUUUUAGAUACUUCAAAGAUAGCAAAAAGAUACUUCAGAAAAGAAUUUUUGAUUGAUGUCAUUGCAGCCCUGCCUUUACCACAGGUAUUAAUUUGGGUCGUUAUCCCUAAUUUAAAGGGCUCAACAAUGGCGAACACAAAGAAUGUCCUCAGAUUCAUUAUCAUUUUUCAGUAUCUCCCUAGACUUUAUCUCAUAUUUCCAUUGUCGUCGCAAAUUGUCAAGGCUACUGGUGUUUUGGCUGAAACAGCAUGGGCAGGAGCUGCUUACAACUUGAUGCUCUACAUGCUAGCAAGCCAUGUAUUGGGAGCUUGUUGGUAUCUUCUAUCAAUUGAGAGGCAAGAAGCUUGUUGGAGAUACGCGUGCAGUCUUGAGAAGCCAUUUUGUGAUUAUGAAUAUUUUGACUGCCAGAGAGUAAAUGAUCCACAAAGGAAGUCCUGGUUCAAUUCCAGCAACAUAACAAGACUAUGUAACCCUAAUAAAAGUGACUACCCGUUUGGUAUUUAUGAUGACGCGGUGACAGUUAGCGUAACAUCUGCUUUGUUUUUCAAUAAGUACUUCUACUGCCUCUGGUGGGGCUUGAAGAACCUAAGUGCUCUAGGACAAGAUCUUUCUACAAGCACUCAUGUUGGAGAAAUAAGUUUUGCCAUCAUAGUUGCAACUUUCGGCCUAGUUCUUUUUGCGUUGCUCAUCGGCAAUAUGCAAACGUACCUCCAGUCGACAACAAUUAGAUUAGAGGAGUGGAGAAUUAGGAGAAUGGAUUCAGAACGAUGGAUGCACCACAGGCAGUUACCUCAAGAAUUAAGGCAGUCGGUAAGGAAAUAUGAUCAAUACAAAUGGGUUGCUACAAGAGGAGUUGAUGAGGAAGCUCUUCUCAAAGGACUUCCUCUAGAUCUUCGCAGAGAUAUCAAGCGCCACCUCUGCUAUGAUUUAGUUAGAAGAGUACCAGUGUUUGAUCAAAUGGAUGAAAGAAUGAUAGAUGCGAUAUGCGAGAGGCUAAAACCUGCAUUAUGCACUCAAGGAACUUGUGUUGUCCGCGAGGGUGAUCCUGUCAAUGAAAUGCUCUUCAUAAUUCGAGGGAAUCUUGAUUCUUACACAACGAAUGGUGGCCGUACUGGUUUCUUUAAUUCUUGCCGUAUUGGUCCAGGUGAUUUCUGUGGUGAGGAACUGCUGACAUGGGCCCUCGAUCCACGUCCAAGUGUGAUUCUACCAUCCUCCACUAGAACAGUGAAAGCAGUUUCUGAAGUAGAGUCGUUCGCACUUGUAGCAGAGGACUUGAAGUUCGUGGCAAAACAGUUUCGGAGGCUGCAUAGCAAACAACUGAGGCACAAAUUCAGGUUCUACUCACACCAGUGGCGUACUUGGGCUGCACGCUUCAUUCAAGUUGCAUACCGAAUAUAUAGAAAACGAAAGGGUGCAGCUGAACUUAAGGCUCUAGAGAACUUUGUGAAUGAAACAGAGUCGUUUAGCGGGCAAUUGGACACGAAUGUCGCACCAUCACCUGGAUCAGGCUUUGCAGCAAGAUGGGCAGCAAAUAGAAGGGGUCUUCACAAGCACACUGAUUCAGAUUCCACUGCAGUUAAUUCAUUACAAAAGCCAGAAGAACCUGAUUUCUCUGUUGAUGAUGAUGAGUAACUUUGAAAAGUGAUACUGCUGUAAGAUAAGGUGGAUAUUUACAUUGGUUUGCAUAUUCUUUUACUAAAAUUUUGAUAUACAGGAACUCUUACUGCAGCUGUUUUACUAUUAACAUUUAUAUUGUAAAGCUCAAGGAAAAGAACUAUGGCCUGAAACUUAGAAGCCUACAGUUUACACAUAAAGAGAUUUCAAUUUGUUUAAA
Molecule: messenger RNA, 2615 nt
Organism: Lycium barbarum (goji berry)
Lineage: Eukaryota; Viridiplantae; Streptophyta; Magnoliopsida; Solanales; Solanaceae
Product: protein CNGC15b-like
Exons: 10
Coding region: 311-2413 (700 amino acids)
Biological process (GO): transmembrane transport; monoatomic ion transport
Cellular component (GO): membrane
Molecular function (GO): monoatomic ion channel activity
Source: RefSeq, a predicted model, not a curated record